AUGGACUGGGAGGCGAAGGGAGACGUACCUCGGGAAGAAGCGUUACGCUAUGCUCAGUCGGGGAUCCCCUUUAAUGAUGUUCCUGAUGCCUAUCGGCCCUCAUACAUCCCCAAAUUAGCCGGUAUACCCUAUGAGAGGAUUGGCGUAUUUCAUCUUCUGGUAUCAAUGGAUGAGCUGGCCCGCGUAGAAGGCAGUGUUACUAUCGCGCUCGGUGGUGCAUCGGUGAUUGGGGUUCCCCAGUCAUUCACUAUGGGACAGAGGAGCAAAAAGCUAAAUGGCCUCCAGGGCUCUUCUCUGGCCGACCAGCUUCUGUUUGAGGGUGACAGAGCCCAACGGGGGCUCGGAUAUGGCCAACAUCAAGACGACGGCAAAGAAAUCUGCUGA
This is a messenger RNA of Monascus purpureus, 384 nucleotides long. The record is from the annotation of a GenBank genome assembly. Lineage: Eukaryota; Fungi; Ascomycota; Eurotiomycetes; Eurotiales; Aspergillaceae.